Aspergillus clavatus NRRL 1 is the source of this 750-nucleotide messenger RNA. RefSeq names its product chitin deacetylase CDA4. The record is from RefSeq and is a predicted model, not a curated record. Gene Ontology annotation, cellular component: membrane. Bases 1 to 750 code for a protein of 249 amino acids. Gene Ontology annotation, molecular function: hydrolase activity, acting on carbon-nitrogen (but not peptide) bonds. NCBI's taxonomy places the organism in Eukaryota, Fungi, Ascomycota, Eurotiomycetes, Eurotiales, Aspergillaceae. The transcript has a single exon. Gene Ontology annotation, biological process: carbohydrate metabolic process.
AUGCUCCUCCCCUUCCUCCUAACCGCCCUCCUCCUCACCCCCUUCUACUGCAUCUACAAACCGCCAAGCCUCCUCAUCCGCUACCUCCAGCACCGCUGGCCCGACGUCCUCUUCCACGUCCCCACGACCAAGAAACUCGUCGCCUUGACCAUCGACGACGCCCCCUCCCAGUACACCGCAGACAUCCUGCACGAGCUGCACACCCACGGCGCGCACGCGACCUUCUUCGUCAUCGGCGCGCAGGUCCCCGGCCGCGAAGCCGUGCUCGCGGACCUCGUGCGCGCGCGCAACGAGCUCGCCAACCACGCGAUGCACGAUGAGCCGUCGCGCGCGCUCAGCGACGAGGUGCUAGCCGGCCAGCUGGCGGCUGUGCAGGCGCGUAUCCGCGCUGCGUACGAGGCGGCGGGCGUGCCUGAGCGGGAACCCGGGGUGGGAGCUGCGGCAGGGGAGAGAUAUUUUCGGCCCGGGUCCGGGUUUUUCAGCGCGAGCAUGAGGGAGUUGGUGCGUGCCUUGGGGUAUCGGCUUGUCUUGGGGAGUGUGUAUCCGCAUGACCCGCAGAUUCCGUAUUGGAGGGUCAACGCCGCGCAUGUUCUGGGGAUGGUCCGUCCGGGGAGUAUCAUUAUCUGCCAUGAUCGGAGAGAGUGGACGCUGCCGAUGCUGAGGAAGGUGUUGCCGGAGCUGAAGCGGAGGGGGUAUCGGGUUGUUACGCUUACGGAGUUGUUGAGGGAGGGUCAGGGAAUGGGUUCGUGA